Messenger RNA from Lactuca sativa (garden lettuce), 744 nucleotides. RefSeq names its product putative E3 ubiquitin-protein ligase BAH1-like 1. Gene Ontology annotation, molecular function: metal ion binding. Lineage: Eukaryota; Viridiplantae; Streptophyta; Magnoliopsida; Asterales; Asteraceae. The record is from RefSeq and is a predicted model, not a curated record.
AUGAAAGCGCCAAUAAGGGGAAGAAGCCUUGCCGUUCCAAUCCACGUGCUGACAUUCUCAGCGGCGGUGGCCUUCGAUUGCCCCAAGGGACUGGUCAACUUUUUUCCUGCCUUUAUGAAGGAGAUGUCUGUGGUGGUUGGAUGUUUUAAUGAGCGUGCAUACAAGGUGCUUGAUGUUCAUCUGGCAACAGGCUUCCACAAGUACUUCAUGUGGUGCAAAGGCAAGUUACAUGGAAACCAUCAUUCUUUAAUACAAGAAGGAAAGGACCUUGUUGCUUAUGCAGUUAUCAAUGCCAUUGCUAUGUGCAAAAUUAUUAAAAAAUAUGAUAAGAUUUUUAUUUGUCACUUAAUUAUCAAAAUACAUGACUCUAAACAAGGGCAAGCAUUCAGGUCACAAGUCCAGAGCAUGCACAUGGAACUCCUUCAGUCUCCAUGGCUUUGUGAGCUUAUUGACUUCCAUAUUAACUUAAGGGAAUCAAAGAAAGUUAUAAGGAAAGCAUCUGAAAUAUUAGAAGACUGCUCUCUUAUAUUUAAUGAUGGAAAACCAUCACUUUCGUGUAAGUUGUCUAAUGCUGUGAAGCUUGAGAUAAAUUUGACUUGUUCCAUAUGCUUGGAUAUUGUAUUUGAUCCUGUGUAUUUGAGUUGUGGACACAUAUUCUGCUUCAUGUGUGCUUGCAAAUCUGGAUCAGUAACAGUUGUAGAUGGACUGAAGGCAACAACACCAACAUCAAAAUGUCCUCUGUGA